Molecule: messenger RNA, 1942 nt
Organism: Neopsephotus bourkii (Bourke's parrot)
Lineage: Eukaryota; Metazoa; Chordata; Aves; Psittaciformes; Psittacidae
Gene: GHRH
Product: growth hormone releasing hormone
Exons: 7
Coding region: 499-1017 (172 amino acids)
Biological process (GO): adenylate cyclase-activating G protein-coupled receptor signaling pathway; growth hormone secretion; positive regulation of growth hormone secretion
Cellular component (GO): terminal bouton; perikaryon; extracellular region
Molecular function (GO): growth hormone-releasing hormone receptor binding; neuropeptide hormone activity; growth hormone-releasing hormone activity
Source: RefSeq, a predicted model, not a curated record
AAGGGAAAAAAUGCAAUUGCAAAGGGAAAGAGAAGUUUACCUUGCAAAGCAAGUUUGCCAUUCACUUCACCAGAUUAUUGUUGUUAUUUGCUCUUCACCCUUUGAAUGCUAAAGCAUGCAAAUGACCCCUAACGGCAGGCAUAACCCUCUGCCCACAAUGUCCCUGCCUGUAUCCCUGCACACACACACAAAGAGGAUGCUAAACACGGCAUGGAAAUGCAGAAGGAUAAUUGAUUCUCUGACGUGUGGAAGCCCACAGGACUCCUGAGGGAGCACAGGUAUAAAAGGAGGAGAUGCACCUCGCUGGCAGCCAGAGGACAGCUGGGGGAGAUCCGAGUGUCCUCCUUGCUCAGCACGUGUCUGGUACCCAAGACCCCACAGGGCUCACAGAGGCAGCUCUAGAGAAGAAGUUGUGUUUGCAACAGGGGAAGGAAGCACCCGGGCAGGAGCCGAUCGAGGGAGCGCCUGUUUUCUAAGGGUGACUCCAAAGGGUAGAAGAUGCUGGAUAAGGCCACCCUGCUCCUGUUCCUGCAUUUAGUCACAUGCUCCAUCUCCUCUCCUCUCUACCCAGCUCUCAGGUACAGUCCAGGGCUGGUUGCUGGCAAGGCCAUGAACUUCCAGCUACAGCGCAGCAGCCCAUUGCAGAGCCAUAACCCCUCAGGAAAGGAACAGGAGGAGGAGGGUUUAUUAACAGACCCCACUGAGAAAAGGACGCAGCGCCACGCGGAUGCCAUAUUCACUGACAACUACCGCAAGUUCCUGGGGCAGAUUUCUGCCCGCAAGUUCUUACAGACCAUCAUUGGCAAACGCCUCGGCAGCAGUGAGAGUAGCCCGGGAGAAAGGGUACAUGGAUUCCUGACAAGGCGCCAGUCUGACAGCAUCCUGAUGGACAGCCGCUAUCACCAGCACAUGGUUCUGCUGGACUUCCUGGGAGCCAUUCUGCAGAAUCAGAGGCCUCAGGACAUCUCCAGCAGUCAGUUAGAAAGCUUUCCCAGCACCCUGGCUAAGCUCAUGUAAAUAUUUCUCCCUUUUCCAUCUCCCCAUGCUCUGAAUAACUCAGAGCUCUUGGGCCUGACUGUACAGUCACCUCCACAGCAAGGAAGACGUUCCCAGGUGUGAGCAGCUAGACACUGAUGCAUAUGCUCCUCAGAUCUGUUCAAAGGAACGCACUUCUGAUGCAUCACUUCAUUUACUUCAGUCUUUAGAGUCUCACUGCCCUCUCUAAAUACUGGUCUGUGUACUGAAUCAGACAAAAACCCCACCUCCAUGGCUUAACCUCAGGCUGCUUUACAUACAAAACCUAAACCAACCAGUACACUUGUGAUCCUGGGGACAUACUGUCUACUGAUUAAGGCUUUCAAAGCACAAAGAAGAGCAAAAUUUCUGCCAAGUCAUCACUCUGUUUGAGGGCCUAAUUAAUGAAGCCACCCAAAGGCUCCUUUAGGCAACUUUGUACAUUGAUUGCAGCCUCCUCUAAAUAGAUGCUGAUGGCACAACCACACGCAGCUUGGAUCAGGGGGAGGCAAGACAUGAAUCCACAUGUCUACCACCCAUUAGAAACACCGCUGUGGGCUGCUACUGUCUCCUUGGCACCAAAACCGAACUCUAAAAUGCUCAGCUAAAGUUCCUGCUCAGCCUUGAGGUGUCCAAACUGAAGCUAAGCUCUGCAAGAGUUAAAGGGAGAUCCCUGUGCAUCAGAUUGGGCUGGCACUGUUUUAAUUCAAUGUGCCAGCCAGUGGCUCUGAACACGGUGGCAAGUUACAACUGUAAAUGUUUAUUAACCCAGUGCUCUCAUGCAGCUCCUUCCUUCCCUGUCAGUCCAACUCUGUUGUUUGUGUAAUAAUUAUGUCUUCAGAAAUGUAAAUAACAUCACGAUGGGGGCUGCUUUCCCCCCCAAUUAGCAAGAAAUAAAAGUUGUUCUAAAUAAACCUGUCCAACAGCA